AAGAGAAACCAGUCUUUAAGCUGAAGCUCGUGCCGCCGUACAACAUUCUGUCACCCUUCACCUGGGUAACAGUACCAUUGCGCGUCAAAAGCAUUUUCAUUUUAUUUAUUUUUUUUCUAGAGAGAGAAAGAGAGAGUGAGACGAUUGAAGAGGAGAGAGAGAUUGCUUCCCGCGUUUUACAUGUCCAUAUCCAUUUCACUCAAUUUCCUCAUGCGUGCAAGCUAUUCCUAUUCUAAUAAUCUCAAAAACACAACCCUUCGCUCCCCACAUUUUCAUGGUUUUUGACGGUUUCAGUUCACUUUAAGCUUCUUCGUUCCUCAUUUCUCCUCCUUUCUUUUACCCUUUUGCUUUAUAUUACUUUCCUCUCUUAUUUUCUUUUUCCCCUCCUCAUCUUUAAACAAUACCCACUAAAUUAUCUGAACUAAUUUCCUUUGUUUUCCCUCUUUUUUGACUUGGAUUUUCCACUCCUCUUAAUCUCUUUCUGGGUUUCUUCUUUUCGGUAUUUGGGUCUCAUUCAUUUCACUUGGAUUUCUAGGGAAAAAAAAGCUAUUUCUCUGAAGAAGGUUGGAUUUCAUAGCUUUCGCGAAGUGGGGCUGUUUUAAUUCUGAAAAUCUACUUUUUCUGCGUUAAGAUCUGUCAAGAAAAUUGUGGCUUGGAGAACAAGACUGAUAUCAAAGUUGAUGGUUUUUGUAUAGGGACUUCCAAGAUCCGUACACCGAAGCCAUGGGAGGCCAUAUGAGCAAGAACAAGGCCCCCCCUGGACCAUCAUCUUCAUCCACUACGAACAUCAAUGUCCACACAAAUCUUCACUACACAACCGAGUUGAACUCCUACGAAGCAGCUUGCAAGCUUGACUCGGACUUGCAGUCCUUUGACUCGGCCCUCCAUGCUCGGACCAACCAGGUAAUCAAUACUCUAGCCGUUGGAGUCGAAGUCCGAUCCCUUUCAUUUGAUUCCCUGAAAGAAGUCACCGAAUGCCUUUUGGAGAUGAACCAGGAGGUGGUCAAGGUUAUCUUGGAAUGCAAGAAAGACAUAUGGAAAAACCAAGAGCUGUUCGAGCUAGUUGAAGAGUACUUCGAGAAUAGCUUGAAGACACUGGAUUUCUGUACGGCAUUGGAGAAGUGCCUUAAGCGAGCUCGUGACACCCAGCUGCUCAUUCUCGUUGCCCUUCAACAAUUCGAGGAGGAAACGGUAGAAGGAGGGAGUCGCUAUGUAAGGACACUUCAGGAGCUGAAGAAUUUUAAAACUGCGGGAGACCCUUUUACUACUGAGUUCUUUCAGCUAUUCCAAGAGGUUUAUAAACAACAGACUUUGAUGCUUGAGAAAUUGCAGCUCCGGAAGAACAAGCUUGACAAGAAGCUUAAAUGUAUCCAUGCUUGGAGGAAGGUUUCAAGUAUGAUAUUUGUGGCCACUUUUGCUGCCGUAUUGAUCUGCUCUGUGGUAGCAGCUGCCAUGGCGGCUCCACCUGUUGCGGCGGCUUUGGCUGCGGCUACUUCGAUUCCCAUUGGCUCAAUGGGGAAGUGGAUUGACUCCCUUUGGAAGAAGUAUGAAGAUGCUUUGAAGGGUCAGAAAGAGGCGAUUAGUGCAAUGCAGGUUGGGACUUAUGUUGCCAUUAAGGACUUGGACAAUAUCCGAGUCCUGAUUGAUCGUUUGGAGAUGGAGAUUGAGUCUCUCUUGCGAAAUGCCGAAUUCGCCAUUGAAGAAGAAGCAUUGAAAGUGGGAAUUGAAGAGAUUAAGAAGAAGCUUGGAGGGUUUAUGAAGACUGUUGAGGAGUUGGGACUACAGGCUGAUGUUUGCAGUAGAGACAUUCGCCGAGCCAGGACUGUGGUUCUACAAAGGAUCAUAAAGAAUCCCAACCAUUGAUGGUGGAAAGGAAAUUAGCUUAUUCCGGUAAUGUUGUAGUGCCCCGACGACAACAACUGUUCUGUCGUUGAAGGACUUUGUUUCCUCAGCUUAUAUUUCAAUUUAUUUCCUUUGGGAUUUAAAUAGGGGUGGAUAUUUAUUUCAUUCUUAGUAUACAUAUUUAUAGCAAAACAUAAUGUAAAGACUAAUAUUGCAUUUCACACUCUAUUUUCUGUGUUUUUGGCAAAUAGAGUUGUAGCUUUCUUCAUUUUGACAUUUGAUUAUGGUAUAUAAAGAGUCUUGUAACAUUGUCAAACAUUUCUAUGAUAAUAUGAUAUGCUCUUAUUUUCUGCUUCAA
Humulus lupulus (European hop) is the source of this 2200-nucleotide messenger RNA. RefSeq names its product UPF0496 protein At4g34320-like. Lineage: Eukaryota; Viridiplantae; Streptophyta; Magnoliopsida; Rosales; Cannabaceae. The transcript is spliced from 2 exons. The coding region runs from base 724 to 1863 and encodes 379 amino acids. The record is from RefSeq and is a predicted model, not a curated record.